UGACCUAUUUCUCGGCCCCAUCACCACUAUUCAACCAUCCACCUAUACAUUAGUUACGCCUAUACCUACACAUAUAGGUGUAUAGGUAUACGGCAAGAGAUUACCAUUGACCCGCAUCGAAGAAUAAUAUCAUUCCGCCACGAAUUUGUACCAACAUGGCCCUCAUAUCCGUCAAAACCAUCAUCACCUCCCUCUCCCUCUUCCACAUCACCCUCGCCUACUUCUUCUACACCAACCCCAAUGCCAUCGCCGACCAAGCCCUAGUCUGGGUACUAGGAGAGGCCAUGGGCAUGUCGCACACGACAGCCUUCGCAACCCCCAGCGUCCCCUCCUCCUUCCUCGCCAUCGUCCUCCUCCUCACCGGGCUCUCCGACCUCCUCACCCUCUCCAUGCCCGAAGAGAUCUGGCUGAUCCACUACUGGGGCUCGCAGGCGCCCCUGCGCAUAACCCUCUUCGCCUCCCUCUCGCUCUUCUCCUUCUUCUCCGCUCCCUCCCACGGCCGCUCCGGCCCCGGCCGCAUGUCGCACCCCCUCGCGCCCCCCUCUAGCGCCGCCACCCCCUUCGCCACUUUGACCGGCGCCGACGGCCUGCGCAACCGUGUAUUUUUCACGUUUGCGUUCCUCGAGUUCUUGUGCUGGUUCUGGGCUUGGGUCACGCUCAAGGAGGAGGUCGGCCGCUUUAACUCGAAGAAGAGGAGGAGGGGGAGCAGUAGCAGUAAUGGUGGCUUCCGGGGCUGAUGGGAGCAAUCGCUUACCUACCUGGGCAACAAAUUAGCUAGAGUAGCUGGACCGAAAGAAGACAGCUUGAACAACGAUUAUGUUGGCAUGAAUCAAAGUAUAUUCGCAUUACCAUUCUACUACCCCAGUGGAGGACUACGAUUCGAUUUUCGCGACACUCUUUCAGCAGGAUCUUCGUGAAGCUUAUCAUGCAUAGCCUGCUUGGGUCAGAUGCAUAACGGGCAGGGACAAUAGGUGUAUCUAUUUUCGCGGCAUUGGGCAUUGGGCAUUAGGCAUUAGGCAUAGGGUUCACUAAUCGGCGCGGGAGAUUGCUAAACACAUAGAUGGACGCGGAACGGCGAAGAGCCUAACCUAGGCCAGUACUUAGAUUAGGACAUGGAAGAUACCCCCUUUUCUUCUCUUGGACGUUAGUUACGCAUGCCUACCUACCUACCUAGGUACCUAUUCACGGAAUGUAAUUAAUAAAGACUCGCGUU
Molecule: messenger RNA, 1213 nt
Organism: Hypoxylon fragiforme
Lineage: Eukaryota; Fungi; Ascomycota; Sordariomycetes; Xylariales; Hypoxylaceae
Product: increased loss of mitochondrial DNA protein 1
Exons: 2
Coding region: 156-737 (193 amino acids)
Source: RefSeq, a predicted model, not a curated record